Molecule: messenger RNA, 739 nt
Organism: Alosa alosa (allis shad)
Lineage: Eukaryota; Metazoa; Chordata; Actinopteri; Clupeiformes; Clupeidae
Gene: czib
Product: CXXC motif containing zinc binding protein
Exons: 8
Coding region: 75-557 (160 amino acids)
Molecular function (GO): zinc ion binding
Source: RefSeq, a predicted model, not a curated record
GUUUGACAGCGCUUGCGCACAGCCUACGUUUACGUAUGCAGGCGUGCAUGCUUGACUAGAACUAUUAUUCCAAGAUGGUGAAAUUUGGACUGCAAUUCAAAGCCACUUUAGAAAAUGUCACAAAUGUACGACCUGUGGGGGACGACUUCAGGUGGUUUUUAAAGCUUAAGUGUGGAAAUUGCGGGGAGGUCCCAGACAAAUGGCAGUAUGUGAACCUCAUGGAAAGUACACCACUCAAAGGUGGACGAGGAAGUGCAAGUAUGGUCCAGAAAUGCAAGCUUUGUUCACGAGAAAACUCAAUUGAUAUCCUGAAAGACACAAUUACACCAUAUAAUGCAGAGGACAAUGAAACGUUCAAAACCAUGGUGCAGUUUGAAUGUCGAGGAUUGGAGCCAGUGGACUUCCAGCCACAGGCUGGUUUUGCAGCAGAGGGAGCAGAGUCAGGGACACCAUUCCCAGAGGUCAACCUCCUGGAGAAAGAUUGGACAGACUAUGAUGAGAAGGUCAAGGAAUCAGUUGGCAUCUAUGAGGUCACACACAAGUUUGUGAAGUGCUGAACACUGACUUAGUUGGAACUGCAAGCAUCUGUGGAAGUUUCCAUUAAACCAGUGUGGUUUUGGCCUUGGGCGAUGAAGGAGCAGGGAGCAAAAGCAGGAAGAGGGAUCAUUUACAAGAAUUAUCAGUUGAAAUGUGCUGAUGCAAUGUGAUUGAAUCUACAAUAAAGUUGGAGGGAAAAACA